Molecule: messenger RNA, 1475 nt
Organism: Aspergillus sclerotioniger CBS 115572
Lineage: Eukaryota; Fungi; Ascomycota; Eurotiomycetes; Eurotiales; Aspergillaceae
Exons: 2
Coding region: 232-1314 (360 amino acids)
Source: RefSeq, a predicted model, not a curated record
CCACUCCACCAGCUACCAACUUACCGCCCUACCCAAGAAUCCCUGGCAGACAUUAGAUGCGUAUGCCGAAUCGUCAAAGAAAAGCUCAACCUUGAAGUGAAGAUAGUUGAGGCAUGUGAGGCACUUGACCCCCACGGCUCCACCAAGUCAUACCUGGUCAGACUUCAUGCCCCAACAGCAGAGCCAGGUGAAGUGGUCACGCAGGCCGGCACAGUGCGCACCCCCUACGCCAUGCGAAAACUGAUCGUCCAAUUCAAGAGUACGCGGAGGAUGACCAUGUCCGACGCUUACUGGGCAACGAACAAAGUUGCGGCUAUGAAAUUAGCCAGAGAUAUCAUUUACAAUACCCCCUUUGAAGGAGCGGUCCCGGAAGUCUACUCCUGGUACGAAGGAACAGAUAGGCCUGGGGACAAGGCAUGGGUCAUACAGAGCGCUCCUCCAUCUGAUUCCGUACCACUCAAGUCGAGGUUCAAUCGUGAACACGAGCAGAAAGAUAUACUCGACCAUAUUGCCAAACUGCAGCGAUAUUUCCAAGCCUAUAAAAUGCCGCGGUCUUAUGGAAGCUGUUCGUUCACGAGCACCGGGCAGGUAUGCGCAGGACCAUUGCAGCAGCCUAACUUAGGGGGACCCUUUACCACAUCGCGGGAUAUGAUGAAGGCGGAGCUUCGGCGAGAUUUCUCUAGGGCCAAGAGACACCAUGAGCUUCAAGGCUGGACGUGCGAGCCAGAGUUACGACAGCAACUCGCCGAGUUCAUAGCCCACUCAAUGAACACAAUGUUGAGUACAAUCCAGGACUGCGAUCCAAUAUUUACACUAAACAAACUGGAACUCAGCAACUUCUUGUGUGACAAAUACGGGGGACGCAUAAACUACAUCAUCGACUUUAGCUGGGCCUCCAUCACCCACCCAAUCAUGGAAUUCUUCAACUCAUACGUCACCAUGUUUGGAGUCCUCCCCUUUUUUCCUAACGAGAAUUGGGCUAUUCUCCAUCGAGCUGUGCUCAACGGCUUCGAAAAGAAACACGUGGACGUCGAUCUCCGUGGAUUGGACUUUCUUGCCUAUAUCCAGGAAAUCAGAGACCCGGCGGAAAGUUAUCGUAUUGGAAGGGAAUUGUACGAAGCCUUUGAGAAAGCCAAAGUGAAGACCCCGAGAGAGAUUAAAGGAGCGGAGGCCAUGUCGGCGUUUAUGGGGUUGUGUGCUGCUGUGGGAGCGCGAUCUUGGUCCCCCCCUGGUGCGUCCCCGGAAGAUGUGUAUCAGGCAAAGGUGAAGAAUUUGACGGAUUCUCUGCGGGAAGUGCGCAAGUGGGCGAAUUGAAUGAUGGGUUUGUGAUGAAGUUUUAUGCGCAUUCUGGGUUUACGAGGCUCUUGGUCUGCAUAUGCGAUGGGAUGGCUACGAACAAUUCAUGGAGAGUUGCUGUCGGCCCAUGAAAAUAUUCAUUUUCGGGAUGAUACUUUCAAUAGGGAUAUGUUUAUUAG